Molecule: messenger RNA, 3194 nt
Organism: Molossus molossus (Pallas's mastiff bat)
Lineage: Eukaryota; Metazoa; Chordata; Mammalia; Chiroptera; Molossidae
Gene: CMTR2
Product: cap methyltransferase 2
Exons: 3
Coding region: 411-2732 (773 amino acids)
Biological process (GO): 7-methylguanosine mRNA capping
Cellular component (GO): cytoplasm; nucleus
Molecular function (GO): methyltransferase cap1 activity
Source: RefSeq, a predicted model, not a curated record
GGGCCGCUGUCGGCCGGCGUUCGGUGGCCGCGCGGGUCUGGAGGUGGGGUUUUGCUCUAGGUCGGGAGGGCGUGACCGGGCCUCUUUCCGGGCCUCCCGGCGCGUCACCUCCUUCCUCUGCGGUGGGGGUGGCCGUAGACCCGUAAGGAGAGGAAGUGGAGAAUGGCCCUCUGGAGGGAGGAGAGCGAGUGAAGCGCCGCCUCUCUAGACUCGGAGCAGAGGUGGGCGUGAGCGAAGGGAGCUUGGGACUCGCUUCCACCAAUUGAAAGAAGAUUUUGGAUGCCUCUGGCCCGAAGUGAAGCGCUGGAUCUACGUUAGCUUUUACUUUCGCUGUUGCUGGCAGGAGGAGUUGGCGGAAACACUUCUAAAACUUCUUGUGUUAAUUGGAGAGAUUUUAAUUUAAUUUGAAAAUGAGUAAGUGCAGAAAGCCACCACUGGGUUCAACUCUUGAGACAUUCAGCCCAGAUGUUGUUGCUGACAUUUCUGAACUCUUUGCCAAGAGCUUUUCUUAUGGCAAGCCACUUAAUAAUGAGUGGCAGGUACCAGAUCCCAGUGAGAUUUUCACCUGUGACCACACGGAAUUUAAUGUCUUUCUUAAUUUGAAGAACUCCCUAAAUGAAGUAAAAAACCUACUGAGUGAUAAGAAACUGGAUGAGUGGCAUGAGCACACUGCUUUCACUAAUAAAGCUGGAAAAAUAAUUUCUCAUGUGAGAAAAUCUAUGAACGCCGAACUUUGUACUCAAGCAUGGUGUAAGUUUCAUGAAAUUUUGUGCAGCUUUCCAGUUAUUCCGCAGGAAGCUUUUCAGAAUGGAAAACUGAAUUCUCUACACCUUUGUGAAGCUCCUGGAGCUUUUAUAGCUAGUCUCAAUCACUACUUAAAAUCUCAUCGAUUCCCUUGUGAUUGGAGUUGGGUAGCUAAUACUCUGAAUCCAUACCAUGAAGCAAAUGACAAUCUUAUGAUGAUUAUGGAUGACCGACUUAUUGCAAAUACCUUGCAUUGGUGGUACUUUGGUCCAGAUAACACCGGUGAUAUCAUGACCUUGAAAUAUCUGACUGGACUUCAGAAUUUCAUAAGCAACAUGGCCACUGUUCACUUGAUCACUGCAGAUGGGAGUUUUGAUUGCCAAGGAAACCCAGGUGAACAAGAAGCUCUAGUCUCUUCUUUGCAUUACUGUGAAGUAGUCACUGCUUUGAUGACUCUUGGAAAUGGUGGCUCUUUUGUUCUAAAGAUGUUUACUUUGUUUGAACAUUGUUCCAUAAACCUGAUGUACCUGCUAAACUGUUCCUUUGAGCAAGUUCAUGUUUUCAAACCUGCUACAAGCAAGGCAGGAAAUUCAGAAGUCUAUGUGGUAUGUCUCCAAUAUAAGGGGAAAGAGGCAGUCCAGCCUCUGCUAUCGAAGAUGGUGUUGAAUUUUGGGACUGAAAUAACCAGGAAAGCUCUCUUUCCCCAUCAUGCGAUUCCUGAAUCUUUUCUUAAAAGACAUGAAGAAUGUUGUGUGUUCUUUCAUAAAUACCAGCUAGAGACUAUUUCUGAGAAUAUCCGUCUGUUUGAGUGCAUGGGAAAAUGGGAACAAGCAAGGCUGAAUAAUUUAAGGGACUGUGCUGUUCAAUAUUUCAUGCAAAAGUUUCAAUUGAAACCUCUUUCCAGAAAUAAUUGGCUAGUUAAAAAAUCUAAUACAGGUUGUAGUACAAAUACAAAAUGGUUUGGGCAGAGGAAUAGAUAUUUUAAAACCUAUAAUGAAAGGAAAAUGCUAGAAACCCUUUCAUGGAAAGAUAAGGUGGCCAGAGGUUACUUUAAUAGUUGGGCCGAAGAACAUGCUGCAUAUCAUCCUGGGCAAAGUUCUCUUUUAGAAGGGACAUCUUCCAAUCUUGAGUGUCACUUAUGGCAUAUUUUAGAGGGAAAGAAACUGCCAAAAGUUAAGUGUUCUCCUUUUUGUGAUGGUGAAAUUUUAAAGGCUCUUAAUGAAGCAAUUGAAAAGUCAUUAGGAGGAGCCUUGAAUUUGGAUUCCAAGUUUAGGCCAAAACAGCAGUAUUAUUGUUCUUGCCAUGUUUUUUCUGAAGAACUGAUAUUUUCUGAGUUGUUUAGCCUUACCAAGUGCCUUCAGGAUGAGCAGGUUGUACAAACUAGCAACCAAAUAAAGUGCCUGCUUGUGGGUUUUCCAACUCUCCCUGAUAUCAAAACCAUUGAUAUACCAUUGGAAGUUCAGCUCCUUGAAUCAGCUGAACUCAUGACUUUUACCUGUUCAUUGCUUCAUGAUGGAGACCCAGCUUACCAGCAGUUAUUUUUGGACUGCCUUCUACAUUCAUUACAGCAGCUUAAUACAGGCGAUGUUAUGAUUUUGCCUGUGCUUUCUUGUUUUACAAGGUUUAUGGCUGGUGUGAUCUUUGUACUGCAUAGCUGUUUUAGAUUCAUCACAUUUUCUUGUCCCACAUCCUCUGAGCCCCUGAAGACCUGUGCAGUCCUGCUAUGUGUUGGUUACCAAGACCUUCCAAAUCCAGUUUUCCAGUAUCUGCAAAAUGUGAAUGAAUUGUUGAGUGCUUUGCUUAACUCUGAUGCAUCCCAGCAAGUUUUACAGUUUGUGCCAAUGGAAGUACUCCUUAAAGGGGAACUACUUGAUUUUGUGUGGGAUUUGAAUGCUGCCAUUGCUAAAAGGCAUUUGCAUUUGAUUAUUCAAGGAGAGAGAAUAAAGCAGCAGCAGCCUUCAGUUAUGAAAUUGAACUUUUCUUUCUGAGAUUUAAUUUUAUGGCUUCUUACAGUUUUCAUUGUAGUUGUAUCCCUUUGCUAUUAAUUUAAAACCUUUCAUUUUAGGGAAAGGCCAACUUUUGCAUCAUUUAAAGGCUUAUUAUUUCUGGAAAACCAUCAGCUGGCAACCAUCUCUAGGAUAUAUACAUCCACAGACAUAGAGUUUUCCUUGGUGGAAUCUAUGAGUGUUGAUAUUCAACCUCAAACAUGAGAUGUAUGUAUGUGCUUGGGGUGGACACACCCAUGCUAGUUUAACUGGUCUUAUUUAAUCUGCUUAAGGUUUGUACCUGUGUGCCUUCAUUCAGACUUUUUUUCAAUUAAUUUUCUCUAAAUGGCUAAUGCUGUUAAAGAAUGGUAGAGGAUUUUGUUGUUGUUGUUAAUCCUCACCUGAGGAUAUUUUUCCAUUGAUUUUCAGAUAGAGGGGAAGGGAGGAAGGGAGAGAGAGAGAGAA